AUGUCUGACGGAUACAAUGAAGCACGUGCUCUACGAGUAUCUGAACUCAUCAAUGACUUCCGAACAUUGCUUGUUCAUAUCUCCCAGCUGAAGCUAGACGCUACAGAAAUGGCAGAGGUGGCUCAAGGUUACGUCCUGAUGAGACAAUGCGUUGCCGAAGCUCAGGAGCUGUUGGCAUCGCAGUUUGACAUCCAGUCUAUACAAAAUUUACAAGGUGACGGUGAAUUUGAGAAGGUCCAGCUACAGAGGAUUAUUCUCGAUGCCAGCGCACGCAGAUUCCAGGCACACAAGAUCUAUCAGCGCAUGGCGGCAGCCAGACGAUGGGCGAUGGGCCGAGCACAGGUGCUCCAGGACCAACGCCCCAGCUCUCAUCAUACUGCUGCCCUUGCUGCUCUAGACGAUACCCUCCGUACUGAGCUUUCGAGGAUUACGGAUAGUUAUGUCUUGAGCACCCUUGCCUCCGCCGAUGUUCGUGCAGGCUACUGGCUCAACGAAGACCCUUCCCUGAGCACCAUACUGAACUGGAUUUGGUCGCACUCUUAG
This is a messenger RNA of Trichophyton rubrum CBS 118892, 543 nucleotides long. RefSeq lists its product as uncharacterized. The transcript is spliced from 4 exons. The record is from RefSeq and is a predicted model, not a curated record. NCBI's taxonomy places the organism in Eukaryota, Fungi, Ascomycota, Eurotiomycetes, Onygenales, Arthrodermataceae. Bases 1 to 543 code for a protein of 180 amino acids.